Oncorhynchus mykiss (rainbow trout) is the source of this 2535-nucleotide messenger RNA. Lineage: Eukaryota; Metazoa; Chordata; Actinopteri; Salmoniformes; Salmonidae. The record is from RefSeq and is a predicted model, not a curated record.
GAGCAAAAUGCGGACAGACGGAAGUUUGACUGAACACUAACCAGCGCGGCAGAUGAAAUACACAUCGGUUUGUUUACGUCGUUGAUGUGGCGGCAACACGACAACAUGGAGUCGAGUGCGGACCGCGGACUAGAUGUGGAGUGUGUUGUUAAUCGGUGGAUAGUGGAUUAUUAUAUAUCUGUGGCGUUUGAGGCGUUCAGGAAUGAACAGGACAGUGAUUUCUGUGAGAUCAGAGACAUCCUUCAAUGUCAUCUGGUUCGGCCGUUGGAAGCCAACGACGCCACACCCAAGAAGAUUCGAGCAAUACAGUUCCUCACCAGGAUAAAUGACGGUGACAAACUCGACUUCUCGUUUGACCCUCAGGAGGACCUCACGCCACUGGAGUCGGCUCUGAGCGUAUUGGACAGCAUCCGCGACGAGUUGCCGGUUCCCCAGAAAGACUUGGAGAGAGUACAGAAGUCUGUCAGAGAGAUGUUGGUGAUUGUGUGCAUUAAGAACCAGGCCUUUGACAAAGCCAAGGAGGUUUUGAUGAAAUACUUCCCCAAAAGCAAGGUUGGAAAGAAAGCGAUCUUCCUGGGGCUGGUCAACAAGAGGAGCAGUGAUCAUUCAGUCCUGCAGCAGGUCACCUACCAGCAGUUUAAACAGGAGAUGCUGCAGUUCUGUCAGAGCCUGUUUCCCUUCUCUCAUCCUUUCCUGUCCAGGGCUGCCAGACAGCUGGUGGUGAAGAGACGGGAUGCAGGACAGGAUGCAGAGGAAGGAGACUGUCCCUCAGACCCUCAGCCAGAGGACCACCUUCUACCAGCAACAGAGGAGAAGACAUCCAGACACAAACCCAGUCCUCCCCCCGGUGGCGUCCUGCUGACCCGCAGCCAGCUGAUGGCCGUUUAUACAGCCCUGGCCGAGGAGCUGAGGGAGCCCAUGACCUUUGCCGAGCUGGAGGAGGAGGUGGAAAGGGAGGUGAUGGAGGAGAACGCAGGAAAAGGAGGUGCUGCUGUGGACCAAGAGGAACCUCUCCUGCACCUCUCUGAAAGCCCCAGGCAGGGCUCAGACGCUGUGUUGGAGCAGGACGUCCCCAGGUCCCAGAGAGAGUCCGACAGUCCAAUGGAGGCUUCCCCUGCUGACGUGGUUCCCCCUGCUGACCUGGUUCCCCCUGCUGGCCUGGCACCAGGCCCCCAGUGGAAGAGCCGAGGCUGGCCUCAUACCAUAGCCAGGCUGGUUAUGGAGCCAGACAGCCAGGAUUCUACGGCCUCUCGAGAAUCAGUAUCCAACGGGGAGGAGUCAGUCAGCCGGGCUGACCCACUAAGCCCCGCCUCCACCUACAGCCCACCGACACGGAAGUAUCGAAAACGAGGAGCCGGCAAGAUAACCGAAGAGACCUCGUCUGACCCUGAGGAGGAUGUGUGUAUUCUAGAUGACACCCCUGAGCAGCGAGGCUCUGCCCCCAUCCCCCAGAGAGGCUCCGCCCCCACCCCCCAGAGAAGCUCCGCCCCCACCCCCCAGAGAGGCUCCGCCCCCACCCCCCAGAGAAGCUCCACCCCCCAGAGAAGCUCUUCACAUAAGAGAAUCCCUACCCCCACCCCCCAGACAAGCCACACCCCCCAGAGAAGCGCCACCCCCCAGAGAAGCCCCACCCCCCAGAGAGGCUCUUCACAUAAGAGAAUCCACACCCCCCAGAGAAGCUCCACCCACACCCCCCAGAGAAGCCCCACCCCCCAGAGAAGCUCCACCCACACCCCCCAGAUAAGCCCCACCCCCCAGAGAGGCCCCACCCACCAGAGAAGCCCCACCCCUCAGACAAGCCACAUCCACCAGAGAAGCCCCACCCCUCAGAAGGCCUCCACCAGUAAAAAGGGACCUGAUCUGAAGUGGAAGCAGCUCUUCAGCGUUGCUAAGGAAUCCAAGGAUAGGUGGAGCGAUGAAGAGGAUUUAUUUGACUCCCCUCACAAAGACAGUUCUGAGGACAACGCCAGUACUACUGGAGGAGGCAGGAAGAGGGUGAGUGUAGGUUCUGAGGACAACGCCAGUACUACCGGAGGAGGCAGGAAGAGGAUGUGGACAGCAGAGGAGACGGAGUGGGUGAAGGAGGGAGUGAGGCGCUACGGAGAGGGGAACUGGUCCAGAGUAAAGUCCUCUUUCCCCUUCCUGGGCCGAACCGCCGUGAACAUCAAGGAUCGGUGGAGAACCAUGAAGAAACUCCAGUUGGUCUGAGGGGACCAAAGCGUCUAACUUGUCCAAUAAGAAAUUAGAUUUUUCGUUUACAUUUACUACGGGGUGCAGUAACGAAUUCGAACGCUGGAGGGCCUCGGAGCUACGCAAGACAAUGAUGACGUUAUCCAGUUGAGAAUGGAUGUUUCCUUUCCACAAAGGAUACAUGUUUGCCCAUCGCACAUCUGUCAACAGGAAGCUGAAGAUGGGCAGAGGGCCUUUGGACUAAGAUAAAUGUUGAUUCUGCCAUUUUGUUUUAGACAUGUUUAUAGAGGUAUUUUAUUUUAUCACUUGUCUUUCUUGGUAAAAUAAAGACUUCUCUUCUACUGA